Messenger RNA from Ilex paraguariensis (yerba mate), 350 nucleotides. The record is from the annotation of a GenBank genome assembly. Lineage: Eukaryota; Viridiplantae; Streptophyta; Magnoliopsida; Aquifoliales; Aquifoliaceae.
AUGCACACAAACAAUGCAGCGUCAGAAAUCGAUACUGUCCUUCCUCCAAAACCGUCGCCGGAAAACCAGAAAUCCGGCGGAGACAAACUCAACGGUCGGCAAGCCCCUCAUCUUCCUCCAAAACAACGAAACCAGAAAGUCGGAGUAGCUAAUCGACCUACCGUACCAUCCACAAUUGACGCAUCCACAGAAGAAAUCAGAGGAACAGACACUCCGCCGGAAAAGGUGCCACGUCAGAGGUUUCCGUCAAACUUGGCGGCACAUGCAGAUGACAUCAGCAGACCCUCUCUCUUUUCGAGCAUUAAGCAUAAGUUCUCGAAGGUUGAUAAUGGAGAGAAAUCCUGUGAUAG